Molecule: messenger RNA, 1175 nt
Organism: Colossoma macropomum (tambaqui)
Lineage: Eukaryota; Metazoa; Chordata; Actinopteri; Characiformes; Serrasalmidae
Product: toll-interleukin 1 receptor (TIR) domain containing adaptor protein
Exons: 4
Coding region: 59-739 (226 amino acids)
Biological process (GO): signal transduction
Source: RefSeq, a predicted model, not a curated record
CAGUCUCUUCCUUGAUUUCAUAUCACUGCAAUCUGCAAGUAGGAAAGAACUGGGGAGGAUGGAGACAAAAAAUGGUAGUAGGAUUUUUGGCUGGUUUCAUCAGUACUUUACAAAACCGAAAAAUGAGUCUAUUUCAGAUCACAGAGGAAAACACGUCCAGAACAAUGAGUCCUCUUCCGGUGUGAAAUCAUCCAGUGUAAAUUCAUCCUAUGACGCUGUUACACAUACAGACUGCAACUCCACUGCACUGAGUGUGCAUUCCCUCUCCUAUUGUACAUGUUCCUCUCAGGGUUCAGCGAAGCCAUUCCCUCCUGCUCUCAAGGCUCCAUUUCGUUUGACCUGCAGAUAUGAUGUGUGUGUGUGCCACAGUGAAAAAAACAUUUCCCAGGCACACGCUUUGGUCUCUUUCCUGGAGUCUCCUUCCAGGGGGCUUCGCUGUUACUUGCAAACACGUGACUGUCCACUGGGUGGUGCUGUUUCCACUGAACUUUGUAAGGCUGUCCAGUCCAGCCACUGCUGGGUGCUGCUAAUCAGUCCAAACUUCCUGCAGGAUGACUGGUGCUUGUACCAGAUGCAUCAGGUCAUCUGUGAAGGGCUUAUGUCUCAGAGGAUCAUCCCUGCUGUCUUGGACAUGCACAUUUCAGAGAUUCCACACGAACUGCGAUUCUUCUACACUGUGGACCUGAACAGGAACCAUGAGGCUGGCUACGCUCAGGUGUACAGAACGGUUCUUCAGUAAGGAGUGGGUCUUGGAGGAGGGCGAUCACCUGCACUUUCUAUUGGUCAACCGAUUUGGAGUGACAGGUCUUCUGAACACGUUGCCAUUCAGCAUAAACCUCAGCAUGGUGGAACACGUUGUACUGAAUGCUGCUUCAGGUCAAAGUGCUUAUGGGACUCAUUUAUAAUGUCUCUGUUUAGGUCCAGCAUUGUACUGCCAUUUUGAAUGUUAUGAACACUGUAUGUCAUAUCCCUUUUAAGCUAUUAAUGUAACACAGGUUUAUGGGGCCUGUGUUGACCUUUGUAAAAUUAUAUAACUGUUAUUUUGGGCUUGAAGAAUUUAAACUUAGUUGUUUAUGAAUAAACAAUGUUUGUCAGUUUGCAGAUGCUAGCACUAGCUAGCCUGGCAGUGCUCACUAAAGGGCUAACUAGACUUGCCAUACUGGUAAUGAAACUAA